UUACUCAUUAACUGCGCGGUCCCGAGCGCCCGCGGCUGUGAGCCGGAAUCCCGGUUACCUGUCGGGGGGGCGCGCGCGGCCGGGAGCUGGGGACCUGCGGUCGCGGAGGGGGUGGGGGUCUAAGAGUUCCCCGAACAAGUGUGCAGCCCCGCGCUGCGCGGGACCUGGAGCAGGGUGAAGCCGCCGUAGGCUUGGACCUGGGGUCGUAGAAAAGGACAAGCGAGGCUCGGUGCCGAGGCGUAGAGGUCACGCUCGGCGGGUUUCGGCGAAACCUGGGGGACCGGAGCGAGCGCCCGGAGUCGCGCGCCUUAGGGUGGCAGCGCAUUUCAGCCUGACUUUUGUUUCGGGGAGUUGAGAAGAGCUGCACCGACGUAAUUGUAAUUACACUGCCCUUUCAGCGUUGACAACUCUCUGACCGCCCUGGGACCAGCCGGCUCUAAUGGACUCUAGAAGUGAUGAUGUUAGGUGGAAUCUGCAGCACGUGAAGAGUUGCCAGUUGUUAUGGGAUUAAGAAAACAAAUCUGUAAUGGCUAAAGGGUUAUCUUAUGAUGAGGCUUUUGCUAUGGCUAAUGACCCCUUGGAAGGCUUCCAUGAAGUAAACCUUGCUUCACCUACUUCUCCAGACCUUCUUGGUGUGUAUGAAUCAGGAACUCAAGAGCAGACUACCUCACCAAGUGUCAUCUACCGGCCACAUCCUUCAGCUCUGUGCUCUGCCCCCAUUCAGGCUAAUGCCUUAGAUGUUUCCGACCUUCCUACACAACCUGUGUAUUCAUCCCCCAGACGUUUAAAUUGUGCAGAAAUAUCUAGUAUCAGCAUCCAUGUUACAGAUCCAGCGCCUUGUUCUACCUCUGCAGUCACAGCUGGGUUAACUAAAUUAACUGCGAGAAAGGACAACUGUAAUGCAGAGAGGGAGUUUUUACAGGGUGCUACUAUACCAGAGGCUUGUGAUGGCAGUGACGAUAUAUUUGGGUUGAGUACUGAUAGUCUGUCCCGUUUACGAAGCCCAUCUGUUUUGGAAGUCAGAGAAAAGGGCUAUGAAAGAUUAAAAGAAGAACUUGCAAAAGCUCAGAGGGAACUGAAGUUAAAAGAUGAAGAGUGUGAGAGGCUUUCUAAAGUGCGAGAUCAACUCGGACAGGAACUGGAGGAGCUCACAGCCAGUCUGUUUGAGGAAGCUCAUAAGAUGGUGAGAGAAGCAAAUGUUAAGCAGGCAACAGCAGAAAAGCAGCUAAAGGAAGCACAAGGAAAAAUUGAUGUACUUCAAGCUGAAGUAGCUGCAUUGAAGACACUCGUAUUGUCCAGUUCUCCAACAUCACCCACACAAGAGCCUCUGCCAGGUGGAAAGACACCUUUUAAAAGGGGGCAUACAAGAAAUAAAAGUACAAGCAGCGCUAUGAGCGGCAGUCAUCAGGACCUCAGUGUGAUACAGCCAAUUGUAAAAGACUGCAAAGAGGCUGACUUAUCUCUGUAUAAUGAAUUCAGAUCUUGGAAGGAUGAUCCCACAAUGGAUAGAUCGUGUCCUUUCUUAGACAAAAUUUAUCAGGAAGAUAUCUUUCCAUGUUUAACAUUCUCAAAAAGUGAGUUGGCUUCAGCCGUUCUGGAGGCUGUGGAAAACAAUACUCUAAGCAUUGAACCGGUGGGAUUACAACCUAUUCGAUUUGUGAAAGCUUCUGCAGUCGAAUGUGGAGGACCAAAAAAAUGUGCUCUAACUGGCCAGAGUAAGUCCUGUAAACACAGAAUUAAAUUAGGGGACUCAAGCAACUAUUACUAUAUUUCACCCUUUUGCAGAUACAGGAUCACCUCUGUAUGUAACUUCUUUACAUACAUUCGAUAUAUUCAGCAGGGGCUCGUGAAACAGCAGGAUGUUGAUCAGAUGUUUUGGGAAGUUAUGCAGUUGAGAAAAGAGAUGUCAUUGGCAAAGCUGGGAUAUUUCAAAGAGGAACUCUGAUGCUCUCUGCCUGGGACCAUGCAUGAACCUCCCUGAAUACCUGGAAAAUGGCUGAAUAUUUUUAUGGUUACUUGAUAUUUAUUACCAAGGAGUGGGCCCGAGACUUUUUCCCUCUUUUGCAGAUUACACUAAGAAGUACUGUGAUUUCUUUUAAAUUGACCUAUGCUGUGUUUGCUUACUCUUUAGUUGAACACACUAUAGAGAAUUACAGGUGUACUAGUGAUUGUAAUUUAUAGUUGCCCAAAAAACAAAAAUAAAAGCUAAAUAAAUAAGUACAUAAAUGUUAGAUUGAA
Molecule: messenger RNA, 2238 nt
Organism: Herpailurus yagouaroundi (jaguarundi)
Lineage: Eukaryota; Metazoa; Chordata; Mammalia; Carnivora; Felidae
Gene: RAB3IP
Product: RAB3A interacting protein
Exons: 11
Coding region: 527-1945 (472 amino acids)
Biological process (GO): exocytosis
Cellular component (GO): Golgi to plasma membrane transport vesicle
Molecular function (GO): guanyl-nucleotide exchange factor activity
Source: RefSeq, a predicted model, not a curated record